GGAUGAAGAUGAGGAAGAAUAAAGCUUAUCAUUUGUGUCUGUUGUCGGUAGUAGUUUUUUCCAACUUGUCUAAAUCCGAAAUUUCGGACAAAGUUGAAUUGAUCAAGAGAUUCUUGAGUUGUAACAAAGCCAAAGAAGAAGAAAAAAAGGGGGGAACACGUCCACUAUAAAGAAAGUGCUUUCUUUAUAAAACAAACUAGGUGAAGAAGAAUAUUUUCCUUUUUCUUUAUGAACGCAUCGUAAAGAAGAUCAUGACUAAUUCAAAGACAGUGUUUUAUGUGAAUCGCUGUCACGCAUAAUGUGUCAUUUUCAAAAAUGGCUAUAAAUAAGCGAUCCUUUUUUUCUUUUUUUUUUUUCUUGUACCUUUCAUUUUCUUGUCAUGACUAAAUCACAAUUGCCUGAAUUCUAUGUUCGUAGAGUUACUUUGGAUGACUUGAAGUAUGCUGAACAAGCUACUGCUGUCUUCAAUGCAGCUUAUAGUUCAGACAAUGAGGGCUGGACCUCCAUUUCAAAAAUCAUUAAAGAUUAUGGUACUACCCGAGAAACAACAGAAGAUUACAUUCGACGAUCCGUCCAAGGACAAGUCGUACAAUUUUUUGCGUUCCAAAGAGACUCAGAAGGCAACGAUCAAGCCGUGGUGGGUUCAUUGGUCGUAGAAGACCCUUUGGUGGGUUUGGACCACAGCCAUUUUGCCUUAUCAGGAAAAGAGGGGCUCUUGGGACGUUUUUCUGUCAACCCCAAGUACCAAUCGAAAGGCAUUGGCCGGGUAUUGAUGGAGGCAGGUUUGACAGCCAUGAGAGAAACCGGUUACACAACAUGCUUAAUUCUUGUGUUUGAAAACCGAGAUACAGUGUUACGUUGGUAUGAAAAGCUUGGUUUUGUGGAUACUGGCAAGCGUGUGCCUUUUUCUAGAAGUCGAGGUUUUGAAAUGAUGCAAGAUGUUCGGUUCAAGUUGAUGACAAAAGACUUGUAAUCUCUAUAAACCUUUCGAUGGAUGUAGCCAUAGAUAGAACCUACUUUCCAAAUAAAGAAAUACGUGUCUUUUUAGAAACGCG
Messenger RNA from Gilbertella persicaria, 1055 nucleotides. RefSeq names its product acyl-CoA N-acyltransferase. The transcript is spliced from 2 exons. Gene Ontology annotation, molecular function: acyltransferase activity, transferring groups other than amino-acyl groups. Lineage: Eukaryota; Fungi; Mucoromycota; Mucoromycetes; Mucorales; Choanephoraceae. Bases 380 to 973 code for a protein of 197 amino acids. The record is from RefSeq and is a predicted model, not a curated record.